AUGACCAAGCUACAUAUAGUAUGUGACACUGCAAUCCUGCGAGAGGCUGCAGACUUGAGCCUGCUCAUAGUGCUUUUCACUCUCGUUCUUGACCAUUUGUACGAAGCGGUCACCAUAUACCACUUCCUUCACAGGACGUGGCAAAGACUGGAACUUCCUCGACUUUCUCUCUCCGUUUCCGAGAAAUGCCUUAGGGGUCACUUCCCCAACAAGCAAGUAUCGUUUGAGAGCACACCAGUCUCUCAAAUCCUUUCCCCCUACCGUGGCCGUGAACAGUUUGUCAGGAUUGGCAUUGAAAAUACCGACAUCGAGUAUACGGUUCCCAGAGACCUUCUCUGUCAGCAAUCGAGCUACUUUUCGGCCAUGUUCAACAGUCAAUUCAUAGAAAGCCAAGCUCGGAAAACGACCAUGCGGAAACUUGAAGGCGUGAUAUCAGUGAACAGCGUUCGAAGUAUGAUGAUCUGGAUCAAUAACGGUCGACUUCAAUUUAACACAAGAAAGAUGAGCCAGUGCAUCACAGAUGCCAUUGAGCUCGCACGUCUCGCUGACUUUUGCGAUAUCAAGAGCCUUCAGUCCGUUAUCACGGCUCACGUCAGACAGAUGCUCCUCAAGCACAUGCAACAGGGGAUGAAAAAAGAAUAUGGGAAUGUUGAUCUACACACAAGAUGGAUAACCGAAGACCACAUCAUGUCCGCAAGCCACCUGCCACAAGGACACAGCUUGCGUUGUCUUCUCGCAUCAGCAUCAGUCGAGGCGUUCCUCAAAUCUCCCAAGUACAAAUUUGAGCGAAUGACUCGCGAGUGUCCGAGUUUUGCCUCUGACCUUCUUGCAGAAGUCAGACAAGCCUUGAAUGGCCGACAAGAUCACCGGCCACAUCCGAUCGUGUGUGCUAGAGACCCAAUCGACGAGCAAUAUUUCCUGCUCAAUAGUACCUACGGCUUUAAUGUGUCCGAACGGGAUACCAGAUGGGAAACGAUCUUACCGGAAAAGACCUCGUCGAACGCUAGCAUGCGUUGCAAGAUGGUUUUCUUUGCACGUGAACUUUGUGAUCAGUUUGCAGAGCAGCGACGAACCCGAUGGUGA
Molecule: messenger RNA, 1083 nt
Organism: Penicillium diatomitis
Lineage: Eukaryota; Fungi; Ascomycota; Eurotiomycetes; Eurotiales; Aspergillaceae
Exons: 1
Coding region: 1-1083 (360 amino acids)
Molecular function (GO): protein binding
Source: RefSeq, a predicted model, not a curated record